GCAGUGAGGCUACUUCACUUAAGAGCUUACUGUAACUAAAUAACUUCCGCUGGUGGGUAGAAAGGACCAAAAAUUAAAUGAAAACUCUCCUCCCACAGCAGGGAAUGUGUGUACGUCUACACUUAGAUUUUGAGCCAAAUAGUUGCUGGACUGGUUAUAUAAAUGACUCAGUGCCUUAGAGGUCAAAAGCAGAGCUGAGGAGUUAAGAUCAGCAUUCCUUCCUAAGAGGGAAACCUGCCUGAACGCUGAUCCCUAUUACUCACUCUUUCAAGGCUGCAUCUUUCCUCUCUCCAGGUGUUUCAACCAUCCCAAGUUUCAUAAUCUCUUUUCAAGCACUAACAAUCAGAACGCCAAGGGGUUGCUGCUGCCUGCACUAGCAGUUCUCCGUCCUAUCCCACUGCCUGUCAGAAUGGAAUGUUUUAGGAAUCUCUCUAGUCUUUUAGUUCUUCUAGGUGCCCAUCUGGUCCAUGCAGUCUAUGGAACAACAGUGGUUCCCCUUUGUCAGCCUGGUAAAUCUUUAGAGAACUGCACAACAGCCAUGGUGCAAACAACCCACAGUCCUAGACCGGCACCAGUGAAAAUUAGCAGGUGUCAACAGGAAAUGGAAAGUUACUGUUGGAAUGGGCAGUGUAUGUACCUUGUGGACCUUGAAGAACACUAUUGCAGGUGUGAAAAGGGAUAUAAUGGAAUUCGCUGUUCACACGCUGAAUUGGCCUACCAGCCUAUGAAUGAGGAGUAUCUGGCAAUAAUAAUAUUCUUGUCAUCCUUGCUGCUUUUGGCAGUUGCAGUGGUUGCAUUUUUUGCAUACAAAUGGUACAAGACAAAAAAAGCCGAAUUUCCCCGAAAUGAAUAUAAAGAAGUCACCAUCCAGAGAAUAUAGAAUUUUCUGUUUCAUUGAUUUCUGUUUUCUAUUUUUUUUUCAAGGUUCAUUAUUUAUUCUGCAUAAUGUAUUAUGUGCUUUGUUAGGUCAAAUUAAAUGUUCAUAUAUACUUGCUGUUAAUUGUAUGAA
This is a messenger RNA of Xenopus laevis (African clawed frog), 1009 nucleotides long. RefSeq names its product epiregulin S homeolog (gene ereg.S). Bases 410 to 880 code for a protein of 156 amino acids. NCBI's taxonomy places the organism in Eukaryota, Metazoa, Chordata, Amphibia, Anura, Pipidae. Gene Ontology annotation, cellular component: extracellular region; plasma membrane. Gene Ontology annotation, biological process: epidermal growth factor receptor signaling pathway; animal organ development; positive regulation of DNA replication. The transcript is spliced from 5 exons. The record is from RefSeq and is a predicted model, not a curated record. Gene Ontology annotation, molecular function: growth factor activity; receptor ligand activity; zinc ion binding.